GUGGCCAGAUGUCACAACUGCAUAAUGAGAUAUACUAGAAAAAUGGAAAAUAAUAACACAACACAGUACACAUAAAUAAACAAAAACAAUAGUGAGAAAUGUAAAUAAACGAGAUCAGACCAUAUUAAAAUUGUAUAAAUAACUACUGGCCAAAAGCGACUUAAGCGACCGGUUAGUGAAGGCAAAACCGAACAUCGAAAACGAAACGCGACGAAUCGAAACAAAGAAAGAUAACAGAAAAACAAUUGUGUGCUGUGCACAAAAAGGAGGCGACGCCUGCGUUGCAGUUGCAACAUGGACGACUACGACAUCGAUAUCGAUUUGAACUUUGUGCAGCUGAGUAGCCGGCAGCAGCUGCUGCAACGCUACACGAACGCAAUGCAUCAACUGCGUCGCUUGGCCGAAAUGAAUUACGGGGUGCGUCCGUUGAGUUUCGACAACUAUGUGAUCUUUCAGUAUUUCCAGCAGCGCAGUCAGGUAACAACGACUCGGACGAGGGGGCGCAACACGCCCACAACGCCACCGCUGAUGGCCUACCUCAAGCUGGAGGUGCUGCAUCAUUUGCUCGACCGGCGACGCAAGAUCCUCUGUUGGCUCUUCUAUCUGACACUGAUGUCGUUGUGCGUCGUCGCUUAUCGUUAUGAGAGUGCCACUGGUGUAAACAAUGGACGCAUGAUGCAAUCCCUUGUGUAUCCCGGCAUGCGAAUGUGGCGUCGAAUGACCAUGCCACUUAUCCAACGGUUUCCCCGUCUCACCGAACUGUAUGACGAGUCCUGCCUCAUGGGCAAUCCGUUCUUUCAGCUGGAGGAUCUCAAUUGUGGCCCCUGCGCUAAUGUCGAAAGCGUGUGGCUCGAAAGUGAUGAGUGCGCUCAACUCUAUGUCCACGUGGAGGCGGGCAAUGCCACAUUGACGAGCGGCCUCGGCUACAAGCAGCUGGCACAGCAGCUGCAGCUUUGUCGCAAGCCCGCGGAACACAUGCCAUACACGUUUCGCAGCAAUCAGCAUGGCUUUGACCUGCUGGAGUUUCAACGCAUCUAUGCUAACAAUUUGCAGAUCUUUCAGCGCGAUGCGUAUCGUGUGCAUUCCACCAGCCAGGGCGUUCACAAUCUGGAGGAUUUGUUCGGUCAGUUCAACAGCAGCGGCAGCAGUAGUCAGGAUCAGGAUGCCACGCAUAAUCUAUGGCGCUGCAAUCGCAUGCUGCCUGCUCGCCUGCUGCGUCCGAUCUUUGCCAGGCCGCUGCGUUUGCCCAGCAUGGGCGUUGCCCUCGAACGCUUUGUGGCCAUCGAUACGUCGCAUGCACCGGCAUAUACGCUGCCCGAGACCGCGUGCCAUAAUGUGUAUGUACAGCAGGCGCUAGGCACACGUUUCAUCAUACUACGGCCGACUAGCGAGUGUCGUCAACGCUGUCGCACGCUGUCCAUACGCCUCACGCAGUCCUUUGUGCUCAAUUACAAUAGGUUGUAUUGGAAGCCAAUCUCAGCACCUGAUCCCAUCGCGGAGUCCAUGUCCAUCAGCCUGAUUGGUUCCUAUUGCUAAGCUGCCCGCAAGAAAUACUAUAUUUGAGCCGCGCGCUACGAAUUUCUUUUGGCUCAACAACACUCAACAUUGAAUGUAACAUAAAUGUGUGUUAUUUGUUUGUAUCACAAAAAGUCGACCAUUCAAAAUGGUUUAAUAAGCACCGCUCUAAAUAAUUAGCCCAUAAUGUCCUUAAUUUGUCCUUAUAUAGUUGAUAAGUUUAUUUUCGUAGUCAAGCGCCAGUCAGCCAAUCGUUAUCCUUAUGAAUUUCAAUAACCUUUACGACAAUGAUUUCUAUAUGUUCUAUAAAAAUUGAAAUCAUCGAACAUUAUUUUUAGUUUUUCUUGCAUUUAUUUUUUGGAUCUAAGUUCGGCUGAUUUUCGUAUUCAAAUUGUUGUAAAUAGGUAUUUGACGUUUACGAUGUUUCUUUUUUUAAUCUAUGAAUCUAACCAUUUACAUAUGCCAAAUUAUGCAUUAAUAAAUUCUGCAGCUACAUUU
Messenger RNA from Drosophila nasuta, 2013 nucleotides. RefSeq lists its product as uncharacterized. The coding region runs from base 295 to 1536 and encodes 413 amino acids. The transcript has 2 exons. The record is from RefSeq and is a predicted model, not a curated record. Lineage: Eukaryota; Metazoa; Arthropoda; Insecta; Diptera; Drosophilidae.